UCUUGACGCAAUCCCGUGUUUGAACAGUCUUACGUGUCAUUCACGGUUCCACUGUUUUACAGACCUCCUGGACACUUUUGGACAACAAAUCCCUAAGCAUGAAGGCUUUGAUCCUGGUAGGAGGGUAUGGGACACGGCUCCGACCACUAACCCUAAGCGUUCCCAAACCACUGGUGGAGUUCUGCAAUAAACCCAUCCUGAUGCACCAGGUGGAGGCUCUGGUCAAGGCUGGGGUGGACCAUGUGGUUCUGGCCGUGAGCUACAUGUCUGAGCUGCUGGAGAGAGAGAUGAGAGUCCAGGAACAGAGACUUGGGAUUAAAAUCUCCUUGUCUCAUGAGACAGAGCCUUUGGGAACUGCGGGUCCUCUGGCGUUGGCUCGAGAACUGUUGGAUGUCGACAACGAACCAUUUUUUGUCCUGAAUUCAGACGUCAUCUGUGAUUUUCCCUUCAAAGAUCUUCUGCAGUUCCACCACAAUCAUGGCAAGGAGGGAACCAUAGUGGUAACUCGGGUGGAGGAGCCUUCUAAGUACGGUGUGGUGGUGUUUGAGACAGAGAACGGGAGGAUCCAUCGUUUUGUUGAGAAACCUCAAGUCUUUGUCUCAAACAAAAUCAAUGCCGGCAUGUACAUCUUCAAUCCCAGCAUGCUCAGCAGGAUCCAGCUAAGGCCAACUUCCAUAGAGAAAGAAAUAUUUCCUGUCAUGGCAGAGGAGGGUCAGCUGUACGCCAUGGAGCUCCAAGGUUUCUGGAUGGACAUUGGUCAGCCUAAAGACUUUCUGACAGGGAUGUGUAUGUACCUUCAGUCUGUACGACAACAUGCCCCUGAGAGGCUACACACAGGGCCCCGUUUCCUUGGCAACGUUCUGGUGGACCCGACAGCUCAGAUCGGGGAGAACUGCACAAUUGGCCCAAAUGUGACCAUCGGUGCUGGUGUGGUUGUGGAGGACGGUGUCAGGAUAAAACGCUGCACAGUACUGAGAGGGGCGCGAGUGCGAUCGCACUCUUGGCUGGAGAGCUGCAUCGUGGGGUGGAGCUCCUCUGUUGGCCAGUGGGUCCGUAUGGAGAAUGUGACCGUGCUGGGGGAGGAUGUCAUCGUGAAUGACGAGCUUUACCUUAAUGGUGCCAAUGUCCUGCCUCACAAAUCCAUCAACGAGUCGGUACCAGAACCCAGGAUUAUCAUGUAGCAUCGGGUGGAUAAGACAUUUUCUUGAACUUUAUUGAAUACCCAAACUGUGCCAGAGAAAGUGAGAGAGAGAGAGAUAGGGGAAAACAGACGAGAAGAGGGGAGUAGAGGAAAAAGAAGGCUCUUUUUUAACAUUAUAUUAAUUUGGACUCGUUUUUUGCCCUGCUUGGCUGCACCUUCCAUCUAUCAGACACAAUGGAAUAAGCAUAUGACGAUGUGUCAAUAAGCAUUCUGAACCAUCAGGCUUAUUAAAGUUUGCGUCUCCAUUUCAGGUAAAAUAUGAAAUGCUAAUGCCCUGAAACUGGCAGAUGGUGAACAUGUCGUGUGAACACUGCUUUAUUGGAUGGAGUAAAGGUUGGAGGCAGGCUGGUUUACCUGCACUGGUGGAGGGACUAAUCCUGAGUGUUUUUAGGAAGAAACUGCUUUUUAGAUGCACUCUUUUUGGAUUCAGCUACAGCAAAUCUGUGAAGGAUCACACUACCUUGACAUGUUGGCACUGAAAGAUUUUUAGAUUUGACAAAGAAAUGCAGCAUCGGUUUUAAUUAUGCACAUCUUAAAGAAACUGAACAAGUUGUAAAUACAGCGUCUGAAUCUGUGAAAGUCCAGCAGCCAUACAGAAAUGUCAUCCUUUGAUUGGAAUCAUGUUUGCAUCCUUCUGAUGAAAGUGAUUUGAUAACUGUUUAUGUAUAAAAUAUUGAUCAAUGGGUUAGGGUUAGCUUUAACUGGUUAUCAAAUUUUCUCUGUAAACUUGGUUAAAGGUUUGUUUGUUUUGUUGCCAAACUGUUUACUUCUCUGAAAAGGUAAAUAUAGCAAGAUUUUGUUUUUAAGUAAUUUAAUUUUUAAGUAGUUAUUUGAGAUUGACUCUAGGAAUUAUAUAGAGAUCUUGUUUCUAUGCUGCUGCAAAUUCAUUCAUUGCUUAUAGAGGGAUCCUUCUAUGAACUCAUUACGAUUCAUCCUUUCGGGACCAUGAGCCAAAUUUCAUGUUUGUCUGCCCAGUAGUUACUGAGACGUCUCACUCUGUCUGCGUCCAUAAGCAUUAUGUCAGUUUGAAACAGAUUUUACUGUACACAGUCAAAUGAAGGCUUUAUGUCAACUUGAGAAAUCAUCAGUAGAGGUAAUGUUAAAUAAAACCGAUGAGAAGUUGAAGGCUUCUGGAGCACAGAAUCAGGUUUGACCUGAUGUCUUGUAAAACACAGCAGAUAAAGUGCUGUAAUUCCAGACAUGAGGCACUGGUCUCUGAAUAUUAUGCAGUGCCACUAUGGUUGUUAUGCAGUUAGUGAUAAAACAGUAUUUAAGAUACUGAACAUGUGAAGACUCUGUGUCUGAAUGAAUGAAGUAAACUCUCGUAAUAAAGUCUUUUUAAAGAGAAUAAUAUAAUCUAUCCACAUUCAAA
Molecule: messenger RNA, 2573 nt
Organism: Solea senegalensis (Senegalese sole)
Lineage: Eukaryota; Metazoa; Chordata; Actinopteri; Pleuronectiformes; Soleidae
Gene: gmppb
Product: GDP-mannose pyrophosphorylase B
Exons: 10
Coding region: 99-1181 (360 amino acids)
Biological process (GO): cell wall mannoprotein biosynthetic process; GDP-mannose biosynthetic process
Cellular component (GO): cytoplasm
Molecular function (GO): GTP binding; mannose-1-phosphate guanylyltransferase (GTP) activity
Source: RefSeq, a predicted model, not a curated record